Molecule: messenger RNA, 1891 nt
Organism: Nilaparvata lugens (brown planthopper)
Lineage: Eukaryota; Metazoa; Arthropoda; Insecta; Hemiptera; Delphacidae
Product: hemicentin-1
Exons: 12
Coding region: 223-1695 (490 amino acids)
Molecular function (GO): calcium ion binding
Source: RefSeq, a predicted model, not a curated record
GAUUUGCAGAUUGAAAAAUGUCGUUUGCGUGGCUGCCAUAACAAAGCAUCUACGCCGAAGUUGGCCAACCUCAGAGUCAAUGGGAGACUAAAUGGCGAAGAAUUGGAAGAAACGAAUCUGGUAGCUAAGGUUGGCCAUUACAGAGGCAAGAGGGUCGUCACUGCUACUGUCGAUGACAUUCUCAAGCAACAAGCAGGCUGGUUCCCAUAUCUGACAUUCCUGAUGCCUCCUGUCCAAUGGAACACCGCCUAUGAAGAAGGGUCGGCUGACAAUGGCUACUCGCUGACUAACGGCAACUUCGAUCAGGAGUCUCGCUAUCAGUUCGCCACUGGUCAUGAACUAGUAAUUGACGCAAAAGGUAGAGGAAUAGAUCCAGACAAUGGAACUUUGCAGGUGGAUAUUGAAGUGAUAGGAAAUAUCCCGAUGGCUCAGCCGAAGGCCUCUGUUGUAAUAGAACCUUUCACAGAGGAUUUUGUCCAAACUGGCCCCAACAGAUUAUUCUCUUCGUCUGAAUCUACUGUGGAUGUUGAUGGUAAACAGAUACCUUUCUUCUGGAACAAGACUGUAUCUUAUGACACCGAGCUGGGAACUAUGCCUUACCCUGUUGAAAGAUUGGCUACAGAUGAGAUCCUCUCUGACUACGAUGCUGAUUCCCAGCGCCUGUUCUAUUCAGCGGCCAACUCCAUUUCAUCGCCUUAUGGGCGUGACAAGUGUCCAAAGGGAUUCAAGCUGGAUCAGAGAUACCAACAUUGUCGAGACAUAGACGAGUGCAAAAGUAAAAGAACCAAUGAUUGUCAUCAUUCGCAGACAUGUGAAAAUCUUUUCGGAACCUACAGAUGUAUUUGUGCUGAAGGAUUUAAACUAACAGCGAAUGGAAAAAGGUGUCAAGAUAUAAACGAAUGUGAAGAAGGCCUACACGAAUGCUCUCAUACUUGCAUCAAUACAAUUGGUGGAUACAGAUGUGCAUGCCCUCUCGGAAUGAUUCUUCACCAAGAUACUCUCACGUGUAAAGAGGACAGUUAUAACUACGAUUCAGAUUUCGCCAGUGAUUGGGGAAAUGAUGAUUCCUAUAAUACUCAACACAAUCGCCGUAAUUUGAACUAUGAUGAGUAUGACAGUUUGCUGGCCCUGAAUCAAGUGAGAGAAGAAUGGCUCUGUCCACCGGGACAAAUACGAGAGGAUAAUCGGUGUAUUGAAGAAAAAGGAAAAGGCGGCAAAGAGCAUUGCAGUUUGGAAAAGUGUGGUGAGCAUGAAACUUGUCUGCCAACAGUGAGUGGGUAUCGUUGUGUGGAGACUCGUUGUCCUUUGCUCUAUCAACACGAUAUUCAAACCAGGAAAUGCUUUGCAGUCUGCACUGAGAGUCGAUGUGAAAAAGGCGCCAAGGAGUGGGAGGAAAUAACAUUUGUACCUCUGCCACUUGAAUCGGCGUCCGUUCAACAGUAUCAAGAUCUUCUAGAACUUUCCACUGAGGACGAAUCCUCCAAUAUGAUCUAUACUGUAGCUGAAAACGAAUUCAACCUGCCAUUACGAGUUCGUAUUGAGAAUAAUGCUGGAAUUCUAUAUUCGAUGAGAUAUUUCGACUUUGAAGGAGUGAACAAGGUUGUUAUUCAAGCGACUACUUAUGAAGAUCACACAUCAACAGCUCUGAGUAUUUAUACGUUUGUAGUCUUCGUCUAUGAUCCAUCUUCAAUAUGAUAAGUCUAUUUAAUAAUACAGAAUAAUAUACUUGUAUUACUUAGGUGUAGAUAAGUUUGUAGCGAAGUUUUUAUAGACGUUCAUGAGACAAUCGUUUUUUAAUAAUAUACAUGCCUGUAAGAUACCGUAUUGUAAAAUGUUGUUCUUUAUUUAAAUAUAGAGAAUUUCUAUGGAAUAAAAUGUUAUUUAUGACUCA